Candida tropicalis MYA-3404 is the source of this 2931-nucleotide messenger RNA. It is a transcript of the gene RAD1, whose product is annotated as ssDNA endodeoxyribonuclease. The coding region runs from base 1 to 2931 and encodes 976 amino acids. Gene Ontology annotation, biological process: double-strand break repair via homologous recombination; resolution of meiotic recombination intermediates; nucleotide-excision repair involved in interstrand cross-link repair. The transcript has a single exon. The record is from RefSeq and is a predicted model, not a curated record. NCBI's taxonomy places the organism in Eukaryota, Fungi, Ascomycota, Pichiomycetes, Serinales, Debaryomycetaceae. Gene Ontology annotation, molecular function: damaged DNA binding; single-stranded DNA endonuclease activity; single-stranded DNA binding. Gene Ontology annotation, cellular component: nucleotide-excision repair factor 1 complex.
AUGUCAUUAUUUGUGGAGGAAGAAGAUAAACAACCAGAAAGUAAUAACUCAAUCCCAGUAACAUUUGUUGAUCAAGACGUAAUACCCGUUUUUCCAGAACGAGAAAUCAAUUGUGCAUUACCAUUGAAAUAUCAACAAGAUAUUGUGAGAAACACGCUUACAAAGGAUGGAUUAUUAGUUUUGGGACAUGGUUUAGGAUGGGAGAUCAUCACUUCUAAUUUAAUUCACGCAUUAAGUACACCAUUUGUUAACCUCGGAACCAAUAUUAAGAAAAAAUCUUUGAUAAUUCUUCUAAAUGCAAAUGAUAAUGAACUUUCAAGACUACAAGAAGAAUUAAUUGAUCUUUCAGGUGGAGAUGAUGAUGAUAAACUAAUAAGGAUAGGUGGUGAAACACAAUCCCAUAAAAGACUGAAAAUAUAUAAAGAAGGUGGAAUAAUAUCAAUUUCUCCAAUGUUGUUAAUAAAUGAUAUAUUAUCAUUCAUGAUUUCACCUAAUGAUAUUACAGGGUUGAUUAUUUUCCACGCGGAACGUAUUAAAGAGUUUGGCAACGACGCGUUUUUGAUUAGAUUAUACAGAGAUAGAAACAAUUGGGGCUUUAUUAAAGCAUUUUCAGAUAAGCCAGAGAGCUUUGUUGGAUUUACUCCGUUGGCAACUAAAUUGAAGAUACUCAAUUUAUCGCAUGUAUUCCUUUGGCCAAGAUUCCAUAUGACAAUUUCAGAAUCCUUCAACAUUAGAAACAAGAAAGAUACUGUUGGAAAACUUGUAACUGAGGUUAAAGUUGGAUUAACACCCAAUAUGAAGAAACUACAGUCGCUUAUAACGUCAGUUAUUGAAGGAUGUGUGCGAGAACUUAAGCGACAUAACAGCGAUCUUGAUCUUGAAUACUGUCACGUUGAUAACAUAUAUGAUGAUGGCUUUGCCGACAACAUAAAAGCUAGUUUACAAAGUAACUGGCAUAGACUUACUCCAAUCAGCAAGAAUUUGAUCUUCAGUAUUGGUUUCCUUUCAGAUCUUUUGGGAGCGUUGUUGAUCACAGACUCAAUAGGGUUCUACCAUAUUCUUAAUGAAAGGAUUGAAGCCGAUUUGAUAUUGCAACGAACUCAAAAUCGAAGCAAAGAGCCUUGGUUGAUGUCUGAUGAGGCUGGUGCAAUAAAGUCAAUUGCGGCAGCGAGAGUGUUUGGAACAGAACGUGGGACAUAUGCAUUGGAAGAAUUGCCAAAAUGGAAUGAAUUAGGCAAACUUGUUCAUGAUAUACUGAUUGAGAAGGAGAAAGCUCAAGAAAAGAAUUGUGGUCCGAUUUUAAUUGUGUGCAAGAACAAAAUUGUUGCUUCUGAAAUUGUGUCGGUGUUGAAUACAAUGCAAGAAAGAAAGGUUGCUGAUAGACAUGGGUUCUCCUGCCGCAAAUACAUGAUUGAAAAGCUUAGGACAUAUUGUGAAUGGCAAAAUAAUAUUAGCCCUCGAAUUAAACAAAUUAGUGAGGAACUAGCUGGUAAACAAAGUGAUACUGGUGGUGAUGUGGGAUCUAGUGUAUCGCCAACAUUUUCAAGAAAUGGGGAGCCAAGAAGCAAAAGAAGACGAACUAGAGGUGGAUCUGCGACAGCAGCAGCAGUAGUACAAUCACAUCAACAACAGAUUAAAGAUUCUACAAAAGUUGACAUUCAAGUUGUAGAUGAACUUGAGGCAGAAUACGACCAAGAGGUUGCAGAAACUAGUAUCCAUAAUGAUGAUGGUGAUGAUGAUGAUGAUGAUGAGAUUUUGGAAUUUACAGAGAUUGACGACGAUUCAGGAAUUCAAAAUGGUUUUGAUUUUGCUCAUAUAAAGAAGGAAGAUCAAGUUAUUGUUGAAGUUUUUGAUGAAUUUUGGAAUACUGCUACUAUUCAAGAGUUGCAUCCCUCACAUAUUAUUAUGUAUGAACAUGAUUUGACAUUUUUGAGAAGAGUUGAAAUGUAUCAAGCUAUUAAUCGUGAACAUCCAGCAGAAGUUUAUUUGAUGUACUACCGAGAUUCCGUUGAAGAACAAAAACAUUUACUUAGAAUCAAAAAGGAAAAAGAUGCAUUCAGUAAACUUAUUAAAGAGAAGGCAGCACUUCCUAAACGAUUUGAUACUGAAGCGGACAAUGCCAAAUUUAAGAUUCGUAAACCAGAUGUUGUUAAUACUAGAAUCGCAGGAGGAGCUAAAUUUAGAACCGAAGCAGAUGAAAUGCAAGUGAUUGUUGAUAGUAGAGAAUUUAAAUCCUCGACACCAUUCCUGAUAUAUCUUACUGGUAUGACAGUUAUUCCUAGCAUGAUUACUGUUGGUGAUUAUAUUUUAUCUCCAACAACAUGUGUUGAAAGAAAAUCCAUUCUGGAUUUGAUUGAAAGUUUUAAAAACGGGAGAUUAUUUUCACAAUGUAAACAAAUGUUUAGACAUUACAGGAAUCCUAUUUUGUUGAUUGAGUUCAGCAACAAUGAAUCCUUUUCAUUGCAAUCAUUUAGUACCUAUAGAUUUACAAGAGGUGUGAAAGAAGAAGUUGACAAUGAUAAUGCUGUUUCCGAUAAGAAACAAGUUCCUGUUCAAGAGAAUAUAAUGAAAUUAUUAUAUCAAUUCCCGAAACUACAAAUAAUAUGGUCAUCUUCACCACAAGAGACAGCCCAAAUAUUUUUAGAAUUAAAGUCAAAUCAAGAAGAACCAAAUGUAGCUGAAGCACUUGAUAAAGGUGUUAACAAGGCAAUUACCACUGGUGAUGGAUCACCAGCAAUGUAUUAUGAUGCUGCAAUCGACUUUAUUAUGAACAUACCUGGUAUUACUGUUCAUAAUUAUGAAAAAGUGAUUCAACAAGUGAAAAACAUUGAAGAAUUAGUAUGUCUUCCAUUAGAGAGAUUUCAGGAUUUACUUGGUAAAGAAAAUGGUAGAAAUGCAUUUAAGUUUAUCAAUCAUGAAUUUGGAGUUUAA